GAAUUGUCUAUGGUUACAUGGCCGAAUUUCAUUCAUUUGAAGCUUCCUUUUUCUGUUUUAUAAAUUAUAUUUAUGUACGGGCGGUCACCGUCAAAGUUUUCCGUAUAAAUUACUAAAUGAAGGUGCUAUAGGUUUCGGUUUUAUGAAAGAGCUGUAGGUUAUAAAUUGAAAUAAUGAUCUUACUCGAGAUCAAUAAUAGAAUUAUAGAAGAAACUCUUACUGUAAAAUAUAAAAAUGCACUGGCACGCUUAAAGCCAGAGUCUAUAGAUGUGACUGUAGCAGAUUUUGAUGGCGUGCUGUUUCAUAUAUCCAAUGUCAAUGGCGAUAAAACCAAAGUUAGGGUUAGUAUAUCAUUGAAAUUUUACAAGCAAUUAGAAGAACAUGGAGCUGAUGAACUACUAAAAAGGGUGUAUGGACCCCUCCUCACAGAGCCUGAGUCAGGCUACAACGUGUCAGUGGUGCUGGACCUGGAGGCGAUCCCGGCGGACUGGGAGGCCACGGUGAAGGCGGUGGGGCUGCUGAAGCGGAACUGCUUCGCGUCCGUGUUCGAGCGGUACUUCCGUCUGCAGCAGGACGGCGAGGUGGGCCACCAGCGAGCCGUCAUCAACUACCGCCAAGAUGAGACCUUAUACGUGGAGGCGCAGGAGGACCGCGUGACGGUGGUGUUCUCGACGGUGUUCCGGCACGAGGAUGACGUGGUCAUCGGCAAGGUGUUCAUGCAGGAGCUCAAGGAGGGCCGGAGAGCCUCGCACACUGCGCCGCAGGUACUAUUUUCACAUAAGGAACCGCCGCUAGAGUUGAUGGACACCGAUGCGAAAGUAGGAGAAAAUAUCAGUUAUGUUACAUUUGUCCUGUUCCCGCGCCACACGUGCCUGGAGGCGCGCGACAACACGAUCGACCUGCUGCACAUGUUCCGCGACUACCUGCACUACCACAUCAAGUGCUCCAAGGUGUACGUGCACUCGCGCAUGCGCAGCAAGGCCGGCGAGCUGCUCAAGGUGCUGAACCGCGCGCGCCCGCAGCCGCAGCGCCCCACUGAGCGGAAGACCAUCUCGGGGAGAACAUUUGUGAGACGGGAUUGAGUGUUGCCGGCCGCGGAGGCGUAGGCGCGGCCGCCGCGACAGAACAACACAAGUUAACACCAACUACUUACUACCCAUAUACAGUACCGACUCCUUGGCCUCGGGCGCAGUCUGUCACACUUCACUGCCAAUGCAAUGUUGCCGGGAUCUUUUAGCACGUAGGACACUGUAACAGGUGCCGAUGGGAUAUUGUCCAAACUGGGCAGUUUUCCUUUACACCUGUAGAGCCUUCCAUAGGUAACAGAUAUGCCAAAAGAUUCUCGCCUAAUUGUACUCUUUUAAUUAUUACACUCAGCAUAUUGUGAGUAGUAAGCUAUGUAGUGUGUGGCAAAUGUUACGUUUGUCGAUAACAAUUUAUUCAAUGGCUGAAUGCUUUUGAUAUGCCAAGUGUAUAAUUUGAAUUUUUACUCAAUGCGAUUAUUCAUACAUAAAUAAUGAGUGCGCUACUUCCUUCACCGACAGUGAGCACAGACUGGGCCCGAGUUCAUUUAUUAUUUAUAGCACCAAGAGCCUGUUUCAAUACUUGUUGAUAAAUUUUAUCAGGAUAAUUUUAUGUAAUUUUAUUGAAAGGACAGGUUUAUUUUACCAACAAGCAAAGAAAUAUGCUUUUAUCUUCCACCCUUCUCCGAAUCCUCAUAAUGGGAAUAACAGUAUAGUUAUGAUGAUUGGGACGAAUUUACACAAUGUGCGUAUUUCUAACCUGUACCAACAAACCCAAUCAUAAUAAAAUUGUCACAAACAUAAUUCCAAUUUAUUUUCAGAAAAUAAUAAGUACAUAUGUUUGUACUACUAUUACUUCUUAUAAUUGGUCAAAACUAAAUUGUUGCCAAAUACACGUGAACUGCUCAGUAGGAAAUGUGCACAUUGUACUACUGUACAAAUCAGACUAGUACUUGAGUUAAAACUUUGACACUUGAGCUUAGUGUAAAGUCAAUCGAUAAUAAUGUUGCAGUAGUAUUUGUUGAUAACAAAAUUAUGCUUGACAGUACGAGAGUUUUAUCUAGCGGUGGCAUUGUAAUACAUAUUUGAAAUGGGUUCCUAACAGUAAAUAGUGUACCCAAGUUAUACAAAAUGUUUAGCGUCCUAUGAAUGCUAACUUUUCUCUUUAGCUUAGCGUAAUUUUGUUGACAUUUGAAGUACGGAUCCUCAGUUAGCGUAAAUGUAUAAAUCAUAGCCUAUACUUGCGUUCGUUCGGUUAGCAUUUGUAUAAAAUUGUAUAUCUAUCUGGAUGUUUGCAGGUAUUUUGCACAAACUUAUAUAAAUUGUCAAAGUCCUAAUUUAAAACUAUUACUCCUGUAUCUAGGUUCAUAGAUUCACUAUGCAAUAUACGAACAAUAAUUUAUAAAAGUUACUCUUACGUUUCUAGGUAGGUCCGAUGCAAUUAUAUUAUGUAAGUAAAAGUGUAUAGUAUUUCUGAAUAGUUUCUUCCAUAUGAGACGAGCAGAGCAUUAAAUUAUAAUGGCCUUAUUUAAGAGAUAUUGGUUUCAGUUUGUACCGAGAGCGCUCUGUUCAGUGCCGCCACUGCUGAUGGUCGCGCCAACAAAAUGUAGCCGCAUUAUUGUAGACAGUGGUUUACUUUUGUUGUAUGUUGAUAGUACAAUGUACAGUGUAGACGCAGUGCGGGCAGGCCGCGCCUCGGUUAGAUAGACUCGCUAGUGUAGCCGCCGGUCCCGUAUACAAGACGUACCCAACAAUAAAUCACACCCUUGAAAUUCCCAUCUUUGCAUUUAUUUUUAGAUAUUGUUUAGGGGAAGAGGUAUUAUAAAUUAUAUACAGAAUGUAUUAUCCAAAUAUAAUUAAAGAAGUAUAUUUUUUAAUUUUUCAUUGUUUAAAAUAAUACGUUGUUAGACAUGAACAGCACAAUAAAGCUUGUUUUCGUUAAUGUUUUGCUCAAAGCUUCAUGAUCAGCAAGAGACAGGAGUACGCGUGUGAGAGACCGCAGUGUCCCGCCAUAUCUACCGCCGACACGUCACAGUGAAUGGCUCGUCUGAAGGUAUUUAUUGCGCCUAGUUUAUAAGGUUUCUUUUCGUUGAGAUUGUGUCUAAAGUAUUGAAGAAUCGAGUCAUGGACUGAGACUUUAGGCUAAUAAAUUUAUCAUUUAAAUUGGUCGCGAUUUGGAAGUCUACGGAUUUAAAUAGUAAUUACUAAGUCAUACGCGUAAAGGAAAUUAUUGAUAAAGCGACAUUUUACUAAUUUGACAAGUUCACGAAGCAACAUAAUGUCUCUAGCGUUGGAUAGAAGAAACGUACCUAAUUAAUUCAAAACAUGUAGAAAAAUUUUGACUAAUAAAUUUUGUAGCUAACUUGAAUUUUAUGUAAUUUUUAUUUGCAAGAUGUAUUAUUUAUGUAUAUUAUAAAAGUGUAUGUUAAAUGUUGCUUUAAAGUUAUUGCUUUCAAAUGAUCAUUGUUUUUUUACAAUCAGUUUUAAUGUCGACUGUGUAAACUGAGCAAAUGCAAAAGUUAUUUGUGAAUAUGUAAUUAUUCUUGUGAUUUAAAAUCCGUUUUAUUGUAUUAUUAUUUUCUAGAUUAAAGAAUACAUCUUACUGCAUUAUGA
Messenger RNA from Plutella xylostella (diamondback moth), 3635 nucleotides. RefSeq names its product Actin-related protein 2/3 complex, subunit 2 (gene Arpc2). Gene Ontology annotation, molecular function: actin filament binding; structural constituent of cytoskeleton. Gene Ontology annotation, cellular component: actin cytoskeleton; Arp2/3 protein complex. The record is from RefSeq and is a predicted model, not a curated record. Gene Ontology annotation, biological process: actin filament polymerization; Arp2/3 complex-mediated actin nucleation. NCBI's taxonomy places the organism in Eukaryota, Metazoa, Arthropoda, Insecta, Lepidoptera, Plutellidae.